Symbiodinium necroappetens is the source of this 188-nucleotide messenger RNA. The record is from the annotation of a GenBank genome assembly. Lineage: Eukaryota; Dinophyceae; Suessiales; Symbiodiniaceae.
GAUCGUGCACCCCGAUGAGCAGCGACUUGCGAGGCAGUUCGUGUGCAGCGUCUGCCUUUGCAUCCUGAGCGAUCCCAUGCAGACGAUUUGUGACCACGUCUUCUGCGGCGAGUGCAUUUCGCCCUGUCUGGCUUGUCCGACAUGCCGGACGCCAAUCUCGCCGGAAGACCGAAAACCAUUGCGGGAGU